Molecule: messenger RNA, 1311 nt
Organism: Cutaneotrichosporon oleaginosum
Lineage: Eukaryota; Fungi; Basidiomycota; Tremellomycetes; Trichosporonales; Trichosporonaceae
Biological process (GO): mitochondrion organization; phospholipid transport
Cellular component (GO): endoplasmic reticulum; ERMES complex
Molecular function (GO): lipid binding
Source: RefSeq, a predicted model, not a curated record
AUGUCCACCCUCCUUGUCCCCCAUCCCAGCCCCGCCGCCUGGACCUUCACCCAAGGCUUCCUCUUCGGCCAGGCCACCGUCAUCCUCCUCGGCCUCCUCUUCGUGCGCUAUGUCGUAUUCUCCCCCGCCGACGCCCUCGAUCCCGUAGCCUGGCGGCAGCGCCGCGAAGAACGGGCAAAGAAAGCGCUUCUGUCGACUACGGCCGUGCCCCCGCCUCCGACGAGCUACCUUCUCGACAACACGGGGUAUGACAUGGCGACGCAUCCCGCCGAAUCGGCCGACUGGAUCAAUGUCGUCGGCGCACAAAUUCUGCAAGGCUAUCGGAACGAUCUGCUGAGCAGUGGCGGCGAAGAAGGUGCCAGGAAGCAGUUUGAACGCUGGCUCAACCCGCCUGGUCGUACACUGUCUUGGCUGGACCCGAUUGACGUGACGUCGGUCAGUCUAGGCAAGACAUUCCCCCUGCUGUCGAAUGCAAGAAUGCGUCCUGCCGAUGACCAGGGAAGAGUCCGGUGCGAGAUCGACGUCGACUUCGCCGACAGCAUCAGCCUCACCGUCGCGACUAGCGUGCUGGUCAACUUCCCGCGCCCGCGCUUCGCCGUUCUCCCAGUGCAGAUCGGCGUUGAGCUCGUGUCUGUCGGAGGCACGCUGAGCGUGCAGAUCCACCACCCCAAGGAUGACAGACAGCACCUGCACGUGUGCCUCCUCCCCGACUUCCACCUCAACCUAAAGACGACGAGUCUGCUCGGUAGCAGGGCAAAGUUGCAAGAUAUUCCCAAACUCGAGCAACUCAUUGUUGCCCGUCUCCGCGCCGUAAUCCAGGAUCGCUUCGUCUACCCGCACCACCUGACCUUCGGCCUUCCGCGUCUCCUCUCCCGACCUGACUCGCCCAAUGCUGUCCCGGUUAUUCCGACUGAGACGGACCUGCGGACAGUCGCGCUGAACGCCAUGUCCCAGGGCAUAGGGCGGCUGGGACAGGACCUUGCCGACAGAGUAGCAGCGCUCGCACCGACGGACAGCGCGAGCGCGUUGGCGAGCGAGGACAUUGACGCGAGCGCGUCGACGGUCGACGCUGAGGACGGCGAGGUCAUUGUGGUCGACGAGGUUGAGCGCGCGCCGCGGCGUCUGCCUCCCCCCAUGGUACCACGGCCUGGAAUAGUGAGCUCGGCGUCGAGUGGGGCGCCUGGGCCUGCAACGAGUGUGACUGCGAGCUCGGCGGUGCGGUCCAUGACGCCGGACGAUAUGCGACGGCGCAUGCCGCCCCUGAGUGGGGAGCGGCGGUUAGGAGCGCUUAACUCGCGGGCGGCGAGUUGA